AUGCCUGCAUUUCUCAGUAACUUAACAAAUGACUCUAGCCUAUGGAAAGAAAAUCAUAAUUCGACAGACCUUUUAAAUCCGCCAGGAACUCUGAAUAUCUACCUUUUUUGCCUGACGUGCUUAAUGACUCUUGCAGCCCUGGCAGGCAGCAUUUAUUCACUAGUUUCCCUGCUGAAAAUGCAGAACAGAACUGUAGUGUCCAUGCUUGUGGCUUCCUGGUCUGGGGAUGAUCUCAUGAGCGUCCUGUCGGUCACCAUCUUCCUGUUUCUGCAGUGGCUAACCGAAGUCCCUGGCUACUUCCAAUCUCUGUGUACCACCUCUGCCUUACUGUAUUUAUGGCAGGGCCUCUCAAGCAACUUGAAGGCGACUCUCCUAGUUUCAUACAACUUUUACGCGAUGCGCAGGACUGUAGGGAGCCAGGCAGCCUCCAGAAGAUCCCGGCAAGUGCUCGGCGUGGCGCUGACCCUGUGGGCAGUCAGUCUGCUGCUCUCCGCGCUCCCGCUGUGUGGCUGGGGCGCCUUUGUGCGCACGCCUUGGGGCUGCCUGGCAGACUGCUCCAGCUCCUACGUGCUGCUCCUCUUCGCUGUGUACAUUUCGGCUUUUGGACUCCUCGCUGGCCUCUCGGUCCCGCUUACCCACCAACUGCUGUGUUCGGAGGAGCCACUGAGACUCUACGCCAACUACCAGGAAAUUUCCCGUGGAGCUUCCACUCCCGGGACCCCUCCAACUGGGGAGAGAGUGCUCUCCCUGUCCCCAGAUGAUGCUCUGGGUCCUGCCCUGCGUUGCUCUGCGGGAUGCUCCCCGAGCUCGGACACCGUGUUUGGACCGGGUCCUCCCCCGAGGACCGGGGUGGGGCAAGGGCUGGAGCGCGGUGCCAACGGGGCCGCAGCCUGCAGGAGUGAGAACCGGGGCACUCUAUGUGGCACCAGGAGCUUCACCGUGAGCGUGGCACAGAAGCGAUUCUCUUUGAUCCUAGCGCUGACAAAAGUCACCCUUUGGCUGCCCAUGAUGAUCAACAUGGCGGUCCAGUACAUGGUGGGGUUUCAGAGCCUUCCCUUUGAGACACUCAGCUUUCUACUAACCCUCCUGGCUACCACUGUAACCCCUGUAUUUGUCUUGUCCAAACGCUGGACCCACUUGCCCUGUGGCUGCAUCAUCAACUGUAAGCAGGAUGCAUAUGCAAUGGCAUCAGAUGGGAAAAAAAUCAGGAGGAGAGGCUUUGAAUUCAAUCUAUCAUUCGAACAAAGUUAUGGAAUUUAUAAAAUAGCACAUGAAGAUUACUAUGAUGAUGAAGAAAAUUCUACUUCCUCUCUCAAUCUCAUGAACUAUGAAUGCAAAACUACAAAAGACUCUCAGAGAGACACGCAUAAAGUCUUCAAUACCAUAAAAGUGGAAAUCAGCACUAUGCCUUCUCUGGACAGCUCCACAUUAAAAGGCAUCAACAAAUGCACUAAUACUGAUAUUACAGAGGCUAAACGGGAUGCCUACAAUGAAAAGGGCGUUGAUCCACUGCUCCUUAAAGAAACAGAAGGUGAUAUUCACUAUGAAGAAACCACAUUUUUGGAAGGGCCAGAAAGAAGACUUUCUCAUGAAGAGAGUCAGAAACCAGACCUUUCAGACUGGGAAUGGUGCAGGAGUAAAUCAGAAAGAACCCCUCGUCAGCGUUCCGGUGGUGCCCUUGAGAUUCCCUUGUGUGCAUUUCAGGGGACUGUGUCUCUUCAAGCCCCUACAGGGAAAACCCUAUCUCUUUCUACCUAUGAGGUAAGCACAGAAGGACAAAAAAUAACCCCAGCCUCUAAGAAAAUAGAAGUCUACCGAUCCAAAAGUGUUGGCCAUGAACCAAACUCAGAAGAUUCUCCCUCCACAUUUGCAGACACCAGUGUGAAAAUACACUUGGAAGUUCUUGAAAUUUGUGAUAAUGAAGAGGCCUUGGACACUGUGUCAAUCAUUAGCAACAUCAGCCAGUCCUCCACACAGGUCAGAUCUCCAUCCCUACGCUACUCACGGAAAGAAAACAGAUUCGUUUCAUGUGAUUUAGGGGAAACAGCCUCAUACUCUCUCUUUUUACCCACAAGUAAUCCUGAUGGUGAUAUUAACAUCUCAAUUCCAGACACUGUUGAAGCACACAGGCAGAACAGUAAAAGGCAGCAUCAGGAGAGGGAUGGCUACCAGGAGGAAAUUCAGUUGUUAAAUAAAGCUUACAGGAAAAGAGAGGAAGAAGGCAAGGGUACCUAG
This is a messenger RNA of Pteropus alecto (black flying fox), 2235 nucleotides long. It is a transcript of the gene GPR149, whose product is annotated as G protein-coupled receptor 149. The coding region runs from base 1 to 2235 and encodes 744 amino acids. The record is from RefSeq and is a predicted model, not a curated record. Lineage: Eukaryota; Metazoa; Chordata; Mammalia; Chiroptera; Pteropodidae. Gene Ontology annotation, molecular function: neuropeptide binding; G protein-coupled receptor activity. Gene Ontology annotation, cellular component: neuron projection; membrane. The transcript is spliced from 4 exons. Gene Ontology annotation, biological process: neuropeptide signaling pathway.